UACGUAAAAAAAGGUAGCAUUUGAUGCUUGGUAAUAAAAUGGCUAAAUUUUCAUAAAACAACCAGUGAUCAUUCCCCACCGGGUUAUUCCGAACAGUUCUCCGAACUAUUAUCGAUUGAGAAAAAUCUGGCGGGAGAUUUACGGAACGAGAAAACAAAUCUAUCGAUUAUCAAUUAAAGCGCCGUUUACACAAAACUUCAUCAUGGAUUUUGAAGAGUUUAAGAAAGACAACAGCAAGAAUUGCAUUAUCAAGUCCAAAAUUCCCGAAAUCGCUCGCAACGAGCCGUGCUGUGUUGGAAUAGACGAAGCCGGCCGUGGUCCAGUGCUAGGGCCGAUGGUGUAUGGUAUUUGCUAUUGCCCCUUAUCAAAGGCAGAGGAACUGAAAAACACCGGUUUUGCGGAUUCCAAGACCCUGACAGAGGAAGAACGUGAGGCAUUAUUCAAAGAGUUAUCAGAAAACUGCCAUGGUUACAUGGGCUGGGUCAUUGACAUUUUGACCCCUAACUUCCUCUCUAAUUGCAUGCUGCAGCGGACAAAAUGUAGUUUGAAUGAAGUUUCACAUAAUUCGGCCAUUGGGCUGAUUCGGCUGCUACUUGACAGUGGUGUCAAAGUACAAGAGGUGUAUGUUGACACAGUUGGUCCUGCUGAAAAAUACCAAGAUAAACUACAGAAGAUUUUCCCUGAACAGAAAAUAGUUGUGACUCCAAAAGCAGAUGCCAAGUUCCCCAUUGUGAGUGCAGCAAGCGUCUGUGCCAAGGUUAGCCGUGAUCGGGUUAUAAGCGCAUGGGAGUUUUCAGAAGACAUCAUUUUCACCAAGGAAACCGGCUCAGGAUAUCCAUCAGGGUACCAAUCUGGUGGUCAUUUACACACAGAGUACCCAUCUGGUGGUCAUUUACACACAGAGUACCCAUCUGGUGUUCAUUUAUACACAGGGUACCCAUCUGGUGGCCAUUUACACACAGAGUACCAAUCUGGUGGUCAUUUACACACAGGGUACCCAUCUGGUGGCCAUUUAUACACAGGGUACCCAUCUGGUGGCCAUUUACACACAGGGUACCCAUCUGGUGGUCAUUUACACACAGGGUACCCAUCUGUUGGUCAUUUACACACAGGUUACCCAAUUGGUAGCCAAUGAUAUACAAGGUACCCAUAUAGUGGCCAAUUAUACACAGGUUUCGCAUCUGGUGGCCAUUGAUACACAGGGUACCCAUCAGAUAGCCAUUGAUACACAAGGUACCCAUCUGGUGGCCAUUGAUACACAGGGUACCCAUCUGGUGGUGAUUUAUACACAGGGCACCCAUCUGGUAGCCAUUGAUACACAGGGUACCCAUCAGAUAGCAAUUAAACACGAAGGCGCGGUAUAAAAGGGCCUAAGCCCCGCCCCCAUUUUUCAAAUGGAGAGAAAGUCCAACAUGGCGGCCAUUACCGAUACGAGCCCAGUCAAAAAAGAAUGCCCCCAAAUCUAAUGAUUUGAUAUCCAACGAAUAAAUAGUUUCCCAAAUGAAAGAAAAGAUAGGUUUGAUUUAUACUUCAAGCCUUUCUUGGCAGCGAGAAAUGCAUAUUUGUCUUAGAAUUCGUACAUUUACGGCGCGAUUUCAAAUCUCCCGCCUUUCCCUUCGACGCCAUUUUUGGUAUGUAUACCUUCCCGACUCUCCUAGGGAAGGAUUUGGUGAGCUUGGGCCGGCAAUGACCGCAGUUUUUGCUGAGCAGUCUAUCCUAAGGGAUUAUGCGUGCAAUGGGGUACAAACAGAGCUAAAUUUUGCCAUUCUUAGCGUGUUUAUAAAACAUGUUUCGUGGAGCCAUUUUGCCUCAUUUCUUCACACUUUUCUUGGCCGGUAGCAUGAUUUGUAUUUCAAUCAGAAAUUCGGGGAAAUAUGAAGAGCAUAUUACUCUGGAAAGAAGCACCUAAAAUGGGAAGAAGAGGAAAGGAAGACAAGAUAUUGCAGAAAAUAAUAUGUGUUUGUGUAAAUUCUGUACUGAAAAAUAGCGCACAACAAAGUAGGACAUUAAAACUAAACAUAAGCAGCAAACAUCAGGUAUAAAGUCAAGAUACAUCAUAUACAUAUUUUAUUAUUCGUAAGUAACUUUACAGCUGUAGUGUAAGAGGACACUUCAGUAAAACUUAUUUUAGUGAAACCAUUAUUUCUACUAUUUUGUUGCUGCAACAAGUGUAAAACAAAAAUACAAAGUGUGCCUAUCUGCUGUUGUACAUCUGUUCAAGAAUUAAACCAAAAAUCCAUAAA
Molecule: messenger RNA, 2243 nt
Organism: Nematostella vectensis (starlet sea anemone)
Lineage: Eukaryota; Metazoa; Cnidaria; Anthozoa; Actiniaria; Edwardsiidae
Product: ribonuclease H2 subunit A
Exons: 7
Coding region: 203-1135 (310 amino acids)
Biological process (GO): mismatch repair; DNA replication, removal of RNA primer
Cellular component (GO): ribonuclease H2 complex
Molecular function (GO): RNA-DNA hybrid ribonuclease activity; RNA binding
Source: RefSeq, a predicted model, not a curated record